Molecule: messenger RNA, 2998 nt
Organism: Cryptotermes secundus
Lineage: Eukaryota; Metazoa; Arthropoda; Insecta; Blattodea; Kalotermitidae
Product: pupal cuticle protein C1B-like
Exons: 2
Coding region: 339-683 (114 amino acids)
Source: RefSeq, a predicted model, not a curated record
ACCAGCUUGCCUUCAAUAAUCUUACUGUAAAAGAGAAACAUGAAACCGACCCAAGACUAUGCACUACAUGUACAUGGUCAGACAAAGCUACACUGCCAUAGUAACAUCCAGACACAACAUUGGAAAGUGUUGCAGACAUGUGCCACUCUAGCACUAAGAUAAUGGGAGCAAGGUAAGGCAUGUGGAAACCUCUUGAUAGGAGGGAAAUGUGAUUUGAGAAUUCACAGGAAUUGACAUUGCAGGGUGGGGGAUUCAAUGUAAGUAUAAAAGAGAGUACAUCUGUGUCUGCAGCAUCAGCAAGACAACAGCACAGCUCCAAGUCUCACGCAAGUCUCAUCAUGAAGGUUCUGGUGACUGUCACUAUCCUGGCUGUGACUGCAGUGCUUGCAUCCGAGGAGACUGCGUCCACCAAGCAGAAGCGUGGGGUACUGGGUCUUGGAUAUGGCUAUGACUAUGGCCUAAAUGCUGCCUCUAGCCUCCCUCUGUCUUAUGCUGCGCCACUUGCAUACUCUGCACCAAUUGCUUCUUAUCAUGCACCCCUCUCUCUCCCUUCUCUGCCAAUUGCCAAGGUUGCCUACGCUGCUCCCAUAGCCAAACUUGCAUACACAGCGCCAAUAGCAAAGGUGGCAUAUACAGCUCCUGUUGCCUACGCCAAAUAUGCAGCCCCACUGCCUUACUGGUAAUGAGAGUAAAGUGAAUUACUCCAUGAAAAGAAAGAACAUCAAAUAUGAUUUUUAAGGCCUCAUAGCUCUCUGUAACUGUUAUCUUGUACCAUAAUAUUUAAAAAAACUGACAAUACAUGAGAAUUCUUCUUGAAGUUAAAAUCUUAAUUGGAAAUUAGUUCAAAUCCUCAACUAAAAUACUGUGAUUAUAGUUCAACAAUGAAAAUUUUAGUUCUUAUUAUUCUGCAGUGAGGUCAGACAGAGCACCUUGCUACCAAUGUGGGACCACUGUGAGAAUUACAGUUGCAGAGAGCUGUUAUACUGACUGAACUGGAUUGUCUAAAGCUGUGGUAAUUCAGGAAAUAAGCAGGGGUAAUUAAUGGUUUGAGUGUCCUGUGGACAAUUAUUUGUAUCAUCAUAAAUCAUCAAUUUAACAUUCAUACUAUGAAAAUAUCUUGGCUUUGUAUAUUGCUCUAUCAAUGCAAUAGAACAUAAUUAGUACAAAAACUAAGGUGAAUCAAAAUGACUUGAUAGCUUGACUUUGAUUCUUUGCAAAAUUAUGAAAAGAAGAGAGGGAAACUAUUUUAGUAUCUACUUUGUAAUUAUCAAUGUAUUUAUAACGAUGAACUUAUAAUAGAUUAAAAAAUUUUAAAACACUGAAACUAGUCAUAUUAUUUUCAAAACAUCAGCAUCUAUUUCCUCCUACCAUUGUGAAGAUAUAGUCCAGAAGGAAGUGUCAUCAAGUCUCAACUCAGAAUUGAAACUCAGACAUCAUACAGGUAAAGAUGUACACCCCUGACUAUGAACUGUCAUGAAGGGAUACAGAUGGGCAUUAACAUAUAAGUUCCAUGGAUCCUUAACCUCAACGUGAUGAAAAUGAGUGGUCAACAUAUUACACCAAAUACUGCAUUAUAAUUAUUGUUAGUAGUGUAUAACCCACCACAGAUGAUGGACAAAACAACUUUUUCUUCCUUUCCUUUGUCCCUUUGUAUAAUUAUCUUCUCCACUGCUUUCUCCCAUUUGCUUUCCUAUCUUGCCUGUCAUACCCUCAUUCCUCUACCCCUUCCUUUACAUUAAAACAAUUCCAUCACCUCCAUUUUUGUCUCUUUUAUACCUUUAUCUCUUUCCCUCAUUUUUUGCUAUUGAUCUGUCUGUUCAGUUGUCACUCCUCUCCCCCAGACUUCUGCAACAGCAGAAAACAGUUUAUACUUUCCCCAUAUUCUAGAAUUGGUGAACUAGAUUCUGAGCAUAACAGGAAUUGAGUAUGAUUUAUAUGCAGAUAGUUCUUACUAGCUAGAACCUUUUAUUUUCUUUUUAUGAUAAAAUUUAAUUAUAAUCUAAUCCAUUUCUUAUGAAGCUUGACCUUCACAAGCAAAUAUGUAUCAAUCACACCAGGGCAGAGGUUCUCAACCGUUGUGAGACCGUGGCCUGGUAAAUUAUUUUUUAUAAGACGAGGGCCCGGUAGCUGAGAAGCACUGAACUAGGGGUUUGGCGGUAACCUUCAAUCAAAGCCCUCAGCUGUUGCUCAUGUUUCUGUCCUGGGCAAUUUAGUGCAGAGCAGUGUUAUCAUGCUUUGUUUAUCCAAGGAAAAUGAGUGGUUUCAAAAGUGCUAACCAUGUGGUACAUAAGCAAGGUAGGAGAAAAUAUACAGUGUAUGACAGUGAUGUAGAGGACAAAUAUGAGGACAAAAAAGAAGAGCUGGCUCAACCUUUGUCUGAUUUCUAAGGUCACUUGACAACCCCCGUUGGUUCAGUUCUGUGCCAGGUGGCCUGACUGGAACCGACCCACCUCACAUCCCCCCCCCCUGUUGUGUUGAGUUCCUCUCAUUGGUUCUCACCCAAGCCGCAUAAGCUACAGACUACACAAAUGAAAGAUUUAAUGAUAGGGGGACAGAUAAUUAUGUCAGCAGAACAUAUAAUUUUAUGUAAUGAAAAGGGGUUGUGUUUCAUGUACUUACAAUCUAAUUAACAGUCCAACACUGAAAAAAUAUAAAAUAUACAUUUCAAGAAGUUCUUCUAAAUAAGCAUUUUCUAUUAAAUUAACACUGGCUGAAAACAGAGAGAAAAUGGUCUGCAGUUCCACCUACCAGCAGAAUUAGAACUAUCUGCAACCAGUGAGUGUAUUCCUCCAAUGACACAUGUGUUACUACAAUCUCACACAGCAUCAUGACAGUUUUAUAUUAUAGAUAGAAAUGGGCUGAAUGCUCCAUUUGGUUCUUCUAUAUCUACAAUCCACUGUGAUGUUGGAGAGUGUGAAUUACUGGACAAAGUCAUUAAAUUCUAUGGCAUGCAGUAAAGUUUCCAGGAAUACAGAAGCAAACAUAACUCACACUGAGU